UUCCCUAACCUUAACCCCCUAGACCUAAUCCCUAAUUCUAACUGUAAACCCUAAACCUAAAGUAGCAUUUUUCCUUGUGGGGUCCAGCAAAAUGACCCUAGUUGGGAUAUUAAAACCCCAAAAACACACACAGAGCGUAAUGCUCUGGCUUACUGCUUCUGAAACAUCAAACUAUUCCAAAAAGAAAAGUGUGCGCACAGUAUUGAGUCAAAUCAAAUAAGCAACCGAAACAUUUAGGCCUAUUUACUCAUCGGGAAUUUAUGAGGACCAAGAUCUCGCAUGCGCCGUAUUAGCCUACUCGCCGCUUUAAACCGAGGCUGGACAGAUGUUAAUAUGCAGCCUGGUUGAGGGGUGAAACUCCGGGAAAACAUUUUAAGAGGGAACUGAAGAGUCAACGUUGACCACAUUAAUGUAGGGACAAAAUAAAUAAAGGGCAUCAUGUUGAGAAAGUAGUUCCAGAUAUGUCAGCAGCAGGAGCGACGCGGAAAUGUCCACAACGGAGCAACAGCCAAAUCCAGAUGAGGAUGAUCAGGAGGAGCAAUGGGAGGAGGGGCCUCUGCAGUGUUUCCGCUGUGACCUGGGCUUCUGGGAUGCCUGCUACACCACCAAAACCAACUGCAACAUCGGGGAGAAGUGCUACACUGGCCGAGGGAAGGCAGGUGAUGUGUUGGAUGUUAAGUUGCUGGGCUGUGUCAAGGCGAAGGAGUGUGAGCUGGUGACCAAUGUGGAGAUCUUCUCCAACACAACCAUCUACGUGAUGACCAGGCACUGCUGUGACACACACUUCUGCAACACCGGACACACACUACCCCUCAACACACUCCUCUCCCCGACAGUGACUAUAAUAACCAUGAUCCUCACCUUCAACAGACUACAAUAACCACCAUGCAUCAUAAAGUCCCCAGCAGCUCACCUUUAUUCAAUUUUCUUAAUUCUGUUAAUAUUCUGUGUUUAUUUGUCGAGGAAUAUGGACAGUAAUUAACAUAUGUGGAUGUGCCAGACUGAGGCAAAAGUCUCAUGUUCAAACCUUAGAAGCUGACUCUGGGCUUGGGCAAAAUUGGUUAGAUGGUUUUAUGGAAUUCAAUUUUGAAUAAAUGUAAUUUUCUCAUUCUGUUGUUGGCAUAAACUAGAAAAGGAGACUGGAUUUUAUUUUCUAUCAUAUUUAUUGAACAUUCUGAAUUGUAACUGUGAAUAACGUAAUACGAAUUUACAUUGUCCUCAAUCUUGGUUGGGAUAUUUUAAACACGUUAAAAUUACUUUUAUGUUCUCCUCCAAACUGAAAUAUUCCAUAGAGAAUACUACAGUAUCUCCCAUUGACUUUAGUGUUAUGGUAAAUCCUAAAGUAGUAUGCAUCAAUCUCUCAGACCCAUAGGCACAGAUCUAGGAUCAUCUUAACCUCUCUAAAUCCAUCAGCAUCUUGGGGCAACUUCCUCUUACAGUCAGUGAAGCUGAGGUCAUACUGGACAGUGUUUUAGUGUAUCUCCCAUUGACAACAGUAGUACUGGUAUACAGUAGUGUUGCUGUUACAUAGACAACAGUAGUACUGGUAUACAGUAGUGUUGCUGUUACAUAGACAACAGAAAAACUAGUAUACAAUAGUGUUGCUGUUAGAUAGACAACAGUAGUACUGGUAUACAGUAGUGUUGCUGUUAGAUAGACAACAGUAGUACUUGUAUACAGUAGUGUUGCUGUUACAUAGACAACAGUAGUACUGGUAUACAGUAGUGUUGCUGUUCCAUAGACAACAGUAGUACUGGUAUACAGUAGUGUUGCUGUUACAUAGACAACAGUAGUACUGGUAUACAGUAGUGUUGCUGUUAGAUAGACAACAGUAGUACUGGUAUACAGUAGUGUUGCUGUUAGAUAGACAACAGUAGUACUGGUAUACAGUAGUGUUGCUGUUAGAUAGACAACAGUAGUACUGGUAUACAGUAGUGUUGCUGUUAGAUAGACAACAGUAGUACUGGUAUACAGUAGUGUUGCUGUUAGAUAGACAACAGUAGUACUGGUAUACAGUAGUGUUGCUGUUAGAGCAGGUCUCCUCCAGAGGGAAGCAGCUCCUCCUUCAUGUAGCGCUGCAGAUCCACACUCUGGUCCUCAAGGUUCACACACAGGAACUUCUUCACCACACAAACACACCUGACAGGGACACACACACAAAGAAAACACCUGUGUGUGUAUGUAUUGCAGACAGAAUAACUUAUUUAAAAUGUUCAUCUGAGCCAUCUGUGUUGCAGGUGAAUGGUAACAGCUGAAUAAGAUGAGAAAAAGAGGAAACCCACACACUGAUCUUGAUAGUAUCACUGCUCUUUAAUAACUUUACGUAUCGACCUCAAGGCCUUCCUCAGAGCGUUUGUAAGUGUUUAUAAUUAGCAACCGUAUGUAGAUAUUGAUCCACCCACAUCCGUUCAAUGCAUCGAAUGGGGUUGGAGUCGUUGGAAAAUAAGCAAGUGUUACCAAAUAUAACAUUGUGCAUUUAUUUCAUAACUAUUCUAAUAACGUGUGUACAUAACUCAAAAAACGCCUGUAAAACCACAAUGAGGACAUCAACCUAUCAAGUCAGUUUUCAUAAAUCAUUUCAUAAAUCAGUGCAAGAAAAAACGUCAGAGUAAACUGAAGUGGAGGCAUUCAUUCAUGUUCACAUUUACAUGCAUUCUUUUAUCUCAACUUAUUUAAAUGUAAAAUCUGUCUUUAGAGUCUCACCUGCACAUUGACUCGGUACAGGUACUCCUCGUAUUUAGCCUCGUUAUUGUUGUUAUUGUGUUACUAUUUCCUUUUUAUUGAGUAAAUAUUUGUCUUAUUCUAACUCUGCACUGUAGGGAAUGGGCUCGUCAGUAAGCAUUACACUGUCUACACCUGUUGUAUUCGGCCAAUAACAUUUGAUUUGACUUUGUGUGUGUUCACUGUGAGUGUGUGACUUACUUGUUUGCCUGCUCCUCUGUAGAUGGUCGGUCGAUGCGUUUAAUGGUCUUUCCUGUUCUGUACAGUUCAGAUACCUACACAAACGCACAUACAUAACUUACACUCUUAGUUUGCAUUUCUGUUGAAAUAAAUGUGAUGCCUUAUUGUACUUGUGUGCAUAGACAUAGGAAGUAGUUUGGGAGAGUGGAGGCUGCUUUAUAUUUUCAUUCAUGGUAGAAAUAAAAUUGUUAAAGAAUAUA
Messenger RNA from Salmo salar (Atlantic salmon), 3161 nucleotides. NCBI's taxonomy places the organism in Eukaryota, Metazoa, Chordata, Actinopteri, Salmoniformes, Salmonidae. The record is from RefSeq and is a predicted model, not a curated record.